UUGUUGUUGGUAGGUGACAUGCAGCAGGGGAGCGUCUGGAUACCGACGUCCUCGCUUCAUAGCUCCGUCUUCCCUCCUUAACCACUAGUUUAGUUCGGCUCGCAACUUAUGGUUGACUAAAUGCACUAAUAUGGCUUCUCCUAGUUCUCUGUUUUCCUCCAUGUCCAAGUUCAGCUUCAGGAGGCGGGACAAGGACUUUAAGCACAUCGCUCCCGGUUUGGUUCCCUCUGCCUCGAUCGCUCCCAAACCAGCUGUUCCUCGUACCCCUCCUCCCCGCAGCCCCGCCCCCUCUCCUGAAAGACCAAGGUCAGCUCUAGCGGCGGCCAUCUUGUCUUCCUCUCUGACCGGGAGGACGUUCGCCAUCCCUCCUGCUGGGCCCCGCACGCUCUCCGCCGCCGGCCGCUCCCUGUCCUUCUCCGGUCUGCCACAGGAGGGCGCUGCACCCUAUUCAAGGGACAAAUGGUCAGGGGACCACGACAGGAGGCCUCGACUGCCCUCCCCUGGGAGCUCUGACGACGAAGAGGAGGAGGAGCUACAGUAUGAGGAAGAGGACGAGGACGAGGAGGUGGACGAGGAGGAGGCCGACGAGGAGGAGAGGGAGGAGCCGGAGGAGCUGUCAGACGAAGAGCAGCACAUCUACCAAACACUAGACGGACAGGCCAGCCUGCCUGUCUGUCUGGACAGACGGACCGACCGUCCUGUCUGUGUUGGCAGACAGGACGGUCAGCCAAUCACAGAGCCCGUCUACACCCUGCCGGUCAAAGCUAAGCGUAUUUUUCAGGAAGAAGUAAAUUCAGACAAAGAGUUCCCACAGGAAUCUGAUCCGUACGCACUGCGUGUCAGGGGAAAGAAGCCGGUUAAGCAGCUGACACAGCAGAAGUUCCAGUCUGACAGAAGUAAUCCUGCACAAGACGUUACCGUGGAAACCAGCAGCCCGUCUCCAAAAACUGGGCGCGGUUCUUCCAAAAGGAACACGCCGCCGCCCCGGAAGAGUUCUGAGCCCAGCGAGGGCCUCCGGGGGGUCCUGGAGGGGCAGCAGCAGGCGGUCUUGUCUCUCACGCUGCAGAACGCGGCUCUGGCCUCAGAGCGCAGGCAGCUGCAGGAGACCCUCAGCCAGCAGGGCAGGGAGCUGCUCCGGGGGAAGGACGCCAUCCAGGACCUGCAGGCCAGGCUCAGCCGGGGGGGCACGCCCAGCCCCGCGGCCCCCAGCCCCGCGGCCCCCAGCCAAACGGCCCCCACAGUCUGGUCUCCAGGCGUCCUGGAGGAACAGGUUCAGAACCUCAAACUGACCGUCCAUCGACUCAGCGUGGAGCUCAGCCGCUACCAGGCCCAGACCAGACCGUUGGGCCUGCAGCAGGGCUCCAGGACCGACGGUUUACCGACGACAAGCUCGCCUCAACCAUGGCUGUCGGACAUGAAGUAUCUUUCUCCUCUGCUAUUGGCCUACGAAGACAGGAUGGCAGAGAAGGACGCACUCCUGCAGGCUGUUAAGGAGGAAGUGACGGCGUUGCGGGUUCGCGUCGAGGAAGUGGUCACAGAGAACCAGACUCUGCAUGACCGACUGGUCACCUCAAAGGGGGUUUCUCAGCAGGACUGGUGUGGUCUCCAAGAAAAGGCUGCCCUGGUCCUGAAGGAGAACCAGGUUCUGCUGGACCAGCUGGAGGCCCAGCAGAAACUGAGCCAGACCAGCCACAGCCAGCACCAGACUGAGGUGACCCGCCUGACCAAGCGGUUGAUGCUGAUGGAGGAGGAGGGGCGGGUCUUGCAGGUGAAGAUGGAGGAGGAGUGGGCGGAGCUUAGGACCCUGCGGAGCCGCAUGAAGGAGGCAGUCCCCAGGGAGGAGCACUGUGGCAUCACCGGGAAGCUACACCGCCAACUGGAGCAGGAAGAGAGACGGCGGGUGCAGGAGGUGGAAAAGAUGCAUGCAAAGGUUUUGGAUCUGGAGGAUGAGAAGAGAGUACUGCAGGCACAGAACUCCUCGCUGACCCAGGAGCACCGGACCAUGGAGCAGGAGCUGCAGCUGUCUGAGCAGGCCCGCAGGAAGGCGUGCAGCAGGCAGGCUGUGCUGGGCGGCCAGCUGGAGGAGAGUGUGAGGCAGGAGGAGGAGGCUCGUCUGCUGCUGGCCAACCUGCUGACCCUGGCCCAGAGGAGCACCCUGGAGAGAGACCACCUCGCCCUGCUGGCCACGGCCCUGGAGCAGGAGAAGGCAGGAGGCGUCCGCUCGCUCCUGGAGGGAACACUACGGCUCCGCAAGCUCCACGACAAGGUCAAGGUGUACCGCGGGCGUGUGUCGGCGGGCCAGGCGCUGGCGGAGCGGCGGCAGCGGGACCAGGAGUCGGCGUUGGCGUCGAGCCAGCGAGAGAUCCUCCGGCUACGGCAGCAGCUGGGAGACAGACAGAGCACCCUGGACACAGUGCUGCAGAGCAAGCAGGAUCUGGAGGCGGAGCUCGGGGUGGUGUGGGAGGCGGCCACCCGGGAGGAGCAGGGGAUGAGGGAGACGCUCCUGAACAACUCUCCCAGUCGGGGCGUCCAGAGCCUGGGUCUCCUGGGCAGGACCGGCCCUGACUGGUUCUCGGAGGCGGCAGAGCCAUCAGCGCCCCUCAAGGCCCACCACCACCACCACUCAGCCAAUGACGUUGAGAAGCUCGGGCUGGACUUCUACUCCUGAGGCUCCAAGGCGAGAGGGGAAGCUCGCUCCUCCUCUUUCGUCACAGUGCGCCACUAAACACUAAACACAAACCAAUCAACUCUUUUCUACCGUCUGGACAAUGCGUUGUUUAAAGUAAUGCUUUUUUUUGUAAACAUCUUGAACUAGGGCACACUCCCAGAAUUGCAGGCUGUAUCUGCUCUCAAAGUGUCUUCUGGACUGCAAGUCCCACACUGACUGUUACUGCGCUCAAAUGAUCUUCUGGACCACAACUCCCACACAGACUGUUACCUCUCAAAAAAUUGUCUUCUGGACUACAACUCCCACACUGCUGGCUGCAACCACUCUCAAAUUGUCUUCUGGACUACAACUCCCAAUCUGUCUGUAACUACUCAAAUUGUCUUCUGGACUACAACUCCCACACUGCAGACGGUAACUGCAAUAAAAUAUUGUGUUCUGGACUACAACUCCCA
Gadus morhua (Atlantic cod) is the source of this 3120-nucleotide messenger RNA. RefSeq names its product centrosomal protein 89 (gene cep89). The record is from RefSeq and is a predicted model, not a curated record. NCBI's taxonomy places the organism in Eukaryota, Metazoa, Chordata, Actinopteri, Gadiformes, Gadidae. The coding region runs from base 131 to 2668 and encodes 845 amino acids. Gene Ontology annotation, cellular component: centriole; ciliary transition fiber. Gene Ontology annotation, biological process: cilium assembly; mitochondrion organization; chemical synaptic transmission. The transcript is spliced from 20 exons.